Molecule: messenger RNA, 435 nt
Organism: Rotaria socialis
Lineage: Eukaryota; Metazoa; Rotifera; Eurotatoria; Philodinida; Philodinidae
Source: the annotation of a GenBank genome assembly
AUGGAUGAAGAUGGUUAUCUAUUUUAUAUUGGCCGUCAAAAAGAAAUGAUUAUUCGUGGUGGUGUUAACAUUUAUCCAGUCGAAAUUGAAAAUGCCAUCAUUGAGCAUCCAAAUGUUAGUGAAACACAAGUUUUUUCGAUCUCAGAUACACGUCACGGUGAAGAAGUAUGUGCAUGGAUUAAAUUAAAGCUUGACGCAUCAAAAUGUGAACCGGAAGAUACUGCCAGAUUCCUUUUAGUACCAGUGAUAAAACAUAGUGGUUAUACAAAUAAAUCUAAUUGUAAACGUUCUAAUUUUUGUUUUGAACAAAUGAACUGUGGCGACUUUUUCGUAUAUUUAUUUACGCAGACUAUGGUGAUCCAAUUAAUCAUUCUUGUUUGGGCCAUUAUAAAAAUUAAUUUACAAACUGCUUGUAGGCCAACGAUUAUUAAGUAA